AUGCUUGGAAGCCUCAAUUUUGGCAUUAGUGUUGGCCUGCCAACUCCAAUGACAACAGUUUUCCAUAAUUGGAAUAAAUCAGAUAGCGCACUUCAAUGGUAUAACAUCAUAACAUCAUUAUGCGCUAUAUUUAGUCCCUUUAUACUAACAUUCUCAUUAAAUUAUGUCGGAAGGCGCUUAGCUUUUAUGUUUUUACAUAUAUUUGCUGCGGGAAUUUAUGUUCUUUCCCUUUUUAUGUCAAAAGAAAGAUUUUGGAUAGCUAUAUUUUCCAGAGCACUGGCUGGUUUAGACAUUGGUGGUUUCACAUCAUUAUGUCCGACAAUGUUAAUCGAAAUUGCGCCUACAAAACUAGGAGGAUUUUUUGGGAACUUACAUCAAAUUGGAUGCGUCGUUGGAAUUACAAUAAUGUACGUUCAAGGAACCUACGCAAAUUGGAAAACGUUAUUUUAUACAGGAAUAGGUUUUUCAGCUCUUGGAGCAUGUCUAAUAUGGAUUUGUCCUGAAACAUCUCCAAAUAGGAGAAAAUCAGAAAGUGAUUCUAAUACUCAUAGAGAAAAAGAUACAUUAUUCCAGGAUUGCUAUUUGGAAAAGCUAGUUGUUGGAUUAACGAUGAUGUUUAUUCAACAAUUUUGUGGAAUUAAUGCAAUUUUAUCUAAUUUGAGUCAAAGCUUCGAAGAUGCAGGUGUUCCAUUAGCGACAGGCAUUGCAUCAACAAUUUCCAUGGGUUGCCAGUUUUUAGGCGUUUUCAUUUGCGGUUUUGCUGUGGAUUAUCUUAGAAGAAUGCCACUUUUCUGUAUUUCAGCAUUAGGAUGUGCCAUUAUGCUCUUCCUAUUUUCAAUAAACACUUCUUAUAAUCUUACGAACUGGGUUGCGAUUGUAAUUAUUUGUUUUUAUUUGUUCUUCUUCGGUUUAGCUUUGGGACCAAUUCUAUGGUUUAUUGUACCAGAAUUGUUCCCAGAUUCUGUCCGAUCAAUGGCUGCAACAAUGGUUGUUGUUGUCAACCAAUUUUGCUCAUUCAUUGUUGUUUUCAUGUUCCCAUGGAUGAAAGAAGGCAUGGGACAAUCCGCAACAUGCAUAUUCUAUGGUGUAAUUAGUGCUCUCGGUGCAAUAUUUGGUUUCUUUUACAUUAUCGAACCAUCAAAUACAAAGAUGGGAGGUAUUGACUGGAAUGACGACGACCUAGUAGAUGACCUACUCGAUAUCAAAGACCCUAUCACAAAAAGUAUAAAUAACUAA
This is a messenger RNA of Trichomonas vaginalis G3, 1236 nucleotides long. RefSeq names its product major facilitator superfamily transporter. NCBI's taxonomy places the organism in Eukaryota, Parabasalia, Trichomonadida, Trichomonadidae. Gene Ontology annotation, cellular component: membrane. Gene Ontology annotation, biological process: transmembrane transport. The record is from RefSeq and is a predicted model, not a curated record. Gene Ontology annotation, molecular function: transmembrane transporter activity. The transcript has a single exon. The coding region runs from base 1 to 1236 and encodes 411 amino acids.